AUGCGGCAUACCAACCGAGCGAUGGUUGGCAUAGCAGCCGCUGCUGCUUUGUUAGCCCUCGCUCUCAUAGCUUCGGUCUUGUCAACCAAAGAGUUGCUUGCACCUUCAGUAGAGUAUCAGAAGAGGGCCUUCACGCAGUCUCUAGACAUUGACUACCCGCCUCUUCCUUAUGAUGGAAGCUUUUCCCUCACCCCUGACGGCUACGAUGGCAACGACUACAAAGAGAGCUUCAAUGGAGGGGACGUGGAUGGUUCAUCCUGGAGGCAGUAUGUUCCGUUGGCAGUUUGGCCUGAAAUUGAAUGGUUCGACGAGAAUGGGUACGACCUCAGUUACAUGCAGUUUCGGGUGCGAUGCUGA
Molecule: messenger RNA, 357 nt
Organism: Guillardia theta CCMP2712
Lineage: Eukaryota; Cryptophyceae; Pyrenomonadales; Geminigeraceae
Exons: 3
Coding region: 1-357 (118 amino acids)
Source: RefSeq, a predicted model, not a curated record